Molecule: messenger RNA, 1201 nt
Organism: Drosophila kikkawai
Lineage: Eukaryota; Metazoa; Arthropoda; Insecta; Diptera; Drosophilidae
Product: cilia- and flagella-associated protein 73
Source: RefSeq, a predicted model, not a curated record
GUAUACUUUCAGUAUAACCCUGAGCCUCGCUAACACAACAUUUGCUACGAAAUAUAUAUUCCCAAAAAUAUAUACCUAUAUAUUUAUUUCUACAAGUAACUUUUUUCUUUGAGCCAAGAUGCCGCGUCAUAGGCCAACCUUUAAGACCGAUGUGAUCGGGGACCUUGAUCUUAGCCCUGAGGGGGCCAUCGAUGACUAUCGUGUCUCGCGGCAGCAAGAUCAGUUUUUCGUGAAACCGCCCAACUGGGACUCUGCCGGCGAGUCCAUUGAAAUGCUUUACAUUGCCAAUUUGCGGGAAUACGAAGCGAUGAAGCAGCUGCAGGGCCAGCUGCUGAAGGACGCCAAGCGGCAGACGGCGAUGAAUGUGCACCGCAUCCGCAAGAUGAACAAGAUCCAGGAACGACUGCGCAAACGUUUCGUCGAGGUCAACGGAUUCAUCAAGGAUUGCGCGGACAAGAAGCGCAGUGCCGAUAAGUGCAUUCGCGAGGAGACCGUUCAUCAUGAGGAGCUCAGCUCCUCGAUCGAUGACUUCAAGACCUCCAUCGGCGAGCUGAGCACCUUUCGGAAUGCCCUUAAGGCGACGGUGGCCGAGUUCCAGCCAUACGAGCAGGUCCUAGAUGAAGUGGUUAAGGUUUCGGACAUAUUCGUUUCGCCGAAGGACUGCAUAGAUCGUUGCGACGCCCUGAUGCUCGCUCAGGUAGAGAUUCAUGAACUGAAGAGCCAGAAGCUCAAUGAAAUCGAAAAAAUGCGGCAGCGCAUGGUCCAAAUAACUAGCGAGGCGGCUCUGACCGUCCUGGGCUUAAAAAACGAUCUGGCCCGGCUGGAGCGCUCAUAUGUCCAAUCGCGUGCCACGUGCCUCAAGUGGGAGAAGGCCCUCACCGCCUGCAAGGACGCCCCCUCGAACUACACCCUGGACAAGGAUCGAAUGUUUGACGCCAUCCUGGUCUUGUACCGCAUUCUCUGCAAGCGUCGAGAUGUGUCUCCCAGCCUCCACAGCUACGAGAUCGACCGCAUCAUGAGCUUUAUAAUGCGCGAAAUCGAUCUGCUCUCUUCAGUCCUCCGGGAGGUCGAGUCCGGCAAGAGCGAUAAACUUGACUCGGGACAGAUUUGCUAGUCACAGCAAAUAUAGUUUCAAUAUACAUACAUACUUUUACACUUGUUAUUAAAGCAUGAGUAAAAUGCUAGAGAUGCUCUAAGCUAA